Contarinia nasturtii (swede midge) is the source of this 6589-nucleotide messenger RNA. RefSeq lists its product as uncharacterized. Bases 549 to 4643 code for a protein of 1364 amino acids. NCBI's taxonomy places the organism in Eukaryota, Metazoa, Arthropoda, Insecta, Diptera, Cecidomyiidae. The record is from RefSeq and is a predicted model, not a curated record. The transcript has 21 exons.
CGAUAUUAAAAAUUGUUCCUCGCACCGGACACCGCACAUGAUACAUUACAUGAAACUGAUUUUUUGCUUGCAUUACUUUAAAUCGAACGAAAUACUGCCAGAACUUAUUAAUCACAAUUGAAUGCAAUGUGAUUUAAUAAAUUGAAUUAUAUAGUUUUUUUUAUUCGUAAUCAAGUGCAAAUACAGUGCUGGAAAAGUGUAAAGUGACUUUGAUAUAAGAAGAGAAUAUAUUUUCAGUGACUUUUUUCCCCUAAAUUGUUCGUCAAGACUUGCAUUUCAACAGGUGUGCGAAGUUUUUUCCUGUUGGUUUUUGGCGGAGGAUAUAUAUCUUUCGAGCAGAUUAACCGAAUUUGAAUUGAAUCGAAAAAAGGAUUAUUUUUCCUUUCCAAAGGAUAACGGUUAUUUACUGGACUUAUAUACACUUAAUAAAUUAGGUGCUUCUCCUGCCAACAAAACCAUGUGCAUAUGAACUACUAUCGAAACAUUUUUAGUCACACACUCAAUAUUCAAACUAUAUACGAAACUACAAAAUUAGCAACAAAAACAAAAUGCGUAAAAAACAGAAACUUUUGCCGAGCAUAUCGGAAGUUUUGUUCUUAGUUAUUCUAAUAAGGAUUGCAUCUGUGUUCGGUCAAACAACAUGUAAUAAUGGACAAGGUAGAGUGCUAUAUGAACGUUUGCCAAAUCAGCAGUUACAAGGUUUCGAUGAUGAUAUGGUUCGUGAGACAUUGCCACCAUUUCGAGUGCUGGAAAAAUGUCAAGACUUAUGCUUACGGGAUCGUACUGCAUCCAAUAAUUUGGUUCGUGCAUGUACAAGUUUUGAUUUUCAACCGGGCAGCCGAAUUGCAUCGUACAGCGGUAGUCCGGAAUAUGAGGAAUCAACAUGUUAUCUAACACGCGAACAGCCAGCUCCAGAGGGCAUUGGCAUAUUAAUGUUGGUGCCGAACAGUGUUCAUUUUACAGAAAUUUGCUUGGCCUCAAGCCGACCUGAACGUGAGUGUCCUAGUCGAAGAUAUGUAUUCGAAAGACAUCCACGCAAAAAACUUAAACUGCCCGUAUCGGAUAUUAAAGAAAUAACGGCCGCAAAUCGAUCCGAUUGUGAAGACAAAUGUUUGAAUGAAUUUUCGUUUGUGUGCCGUUCAGCAAAUUACGAUUCAAACUUGCGCAGUUGUUCACUCAGUCGGUUUACACGUCGUACACAUCCCGAACUCAUGGAAGACGAUCCCAAUUCAGAUUAUCUGGAAAACACUUGCUUAAAUGCCGAACGACGAUGUGAUGGUUUGGCGGUAUUUGUAAAAGAGGAAAACAAAAGACUCGGCGGUCCAUUCGAAGUGGAUAUAUUCAAUAAUAUGACGCUAGAAGAGUGCCAAACGAUGUGCGUUCGAGCUGAAAAGUAUUUUUGUCGUUCGGUUGAGUUUGAUGAUCAAACAAAACAGUGUAUACUAUCUGAAGAAGAUUCGAUAUCGCAAAAGGAUGACAUAAGUGUGAGCUCAAGUCCGACACAUCAUUUUUACGAUCUCGUUUGUUUGGAUAACCAACGCGGUCAAGAAUAUCCAGACAACUCAGGUACAUCGCAUUUAUUUUCUGGUGGCAGACGACCUGAUACAGCAUUUCAACGAUAUCGCAAUUCACGUUUGGGUGGUGAAUUUCAUUCGGAAAUUACUGGACGUUCGUUGAGCGAAUGUUUAGACGAAUGCUUACGUCAAACCAGUUUCCAAUGCCGAUCGGCCGUUUACUCAGAUCGAUUUAGAACGUGUCGAUUAAGCCGUUACAAUCAAAAGGAUGGAAUGCGCAUUAUUUAUGAUGCCGACUAUGAUUAUUAUGAAAAUUUAAUGCUAGGUGGAGAUGGAGACGAUCGUGAUCGGCCAAACAUGAACAGACCCGAUUGGCAACAACCGCCUUAUUAUGGCGAUCGUGAUCGAGACCGUGACAGAGAUAGAGAUCGUAAUCGGUUCCCAAGCAAAUAUCCAGAUGAUGAUCGUUAUGGCGGACCGAAUCGUUAUCCGAUGACACCCGAACGCUAUCCGAUGAAUGGUUAUCGACCAGACACCAGUGGAUAUGACGAACGAUAUCCUGACUAUAUGGGAUACGGCGGCGGCGGUGGUAGUGGCAGUGGAGGUGAUGGAUAUGGCGGUGGAAGUGGAGGCAUGAUGGGCGGCGGAGGUGCUGGCGGCGGCGGUUACCGACCAUAUGAUCGAUAUCCAUACGAUGAUCGGUAUCGACCAGACGAUCGAUAUAAUAGCAUUGGUGGAGGUGGUGGGAGAUACCGACCGGAUGAUCGAUAUCGUCCCGAUGAUCGUUACGGUGGAAUGUUUCCACCAACGCGUCGCAUUCCGCCAAGAUAUCCACCAUCUAGGUAUCCACCAAUGGACAAUGGCAUUGGUGGUGGUGGCGGCAGUGAUAUGGGCGGUCGAUAUUAUCCGGAAAAUCGGUAUCCAGAAUCAAGACCCGAUCGUUACCCAACCGAAACCGAUGGCCGAUAUUAUCCAACAACUGUAACUGGCACACGGUAUCCAACAUCUGAUAACCGCUUCCCGGUGGGUAACGACCGUAGUCCGAUUUUCAUUCUCAAGUACGGCAAUCGAUAUGGAGGAGGAGGUGGAUCAGGAGCAGGAGGCUCAGGCUAUGACCGAUAUGGGCCACCGCCGAUGUAUGAUCGAGGUUAUAAUCGAUUUAAUCAACGAGAUCCUUAUUACUAUGAACGUGCAAGACCUGGAGCCGCAUUUCCACCAUAUGAAAUUCCAUAUCGUCCAAGUGUUGGUAUGGGCUAUGAUAAUUCGGUGAAUAGCCAAUUUGGUGAUGGUUUCGGUGGUUAUGGACCACCACGACCGGCAUCACGUUGUGAAGAUGCCGAUACAUUCAAACAGAUUGGAUCAAGGCAACGUAUACGACGUCAAUACAUUCGACGCAUAAUACCAGCACCAUCGCUAUUGCAUUGUCAACGUGAAUGCAUCGAAGCUAAAGAUUUUGUAUGCCGUAGCUUUAACUAUCGCGAUACAUCGUUGUUAUAUGAAAAUGAUGCAGCUGCAUCGAACAAUGCUGGCCGUGAACGUGAACGCGAAGUAACCAAUUGUGAACUAAGCGACCGAGAUACAAGGGAAUUAGAUAUGCACAAUCCAACCAAUUUCGAUACGAGUAGCUUUGACUAUUAUGAACGCAGUAAUGCUAGAAGUGGUUCCGACAGUGAAUGCUUAGAUGUUUCACAAACUUGCAAUGAAGAUGGUAUGGAAUUCACGCUGAGAACACCGGAAGGAUUUUAUGGGCGAAUUUAUACAUACGGAUUUUAUGAUCGGUGUUUCUUCCGUGGAAGUGGAGGUACUGUGAAUGUUCUUCGAAUCAGCGGCACUCAAGGUUAUCCGGAAUGUGGCACACAAAGGUACGGUGACACAAUGACGAACAUUGUGGUUGUGCAAUUCUCCGAUAAUGUACAAACUGGUCGUGAUAAGCGUUUCAACUUGACUUGCAUAUUCCGUGGUCCGGGCGAGGCAGUCGUUACAUCUGGAUACAUUGGGGCUGGAAGUUUUAACAAUAUUGACAGAUCGGGAAGCCCAAUUCCAAUCGAAUAUUUGCCGGCCGAAAAUACACUCAGCUCAAAAGUACGGCUUAUGAUCCUCUAUCAGAAUCGACCAACCACAACAAUUGCUGUCGGUGAUCCGCUAACACUUCGCAUUGAAGCACAAGACGGUUAUAAUCAAUUGACCGACAUCUUUGCAACGAACGUCGUAGCAAGAGAUCCAUACUCAGGACGAAGUAUUCAAUUGAUUGAUCGUUAUGGAUGUCCAGUCGAUCCAUUUGUUUUCCCUGAAUUGGAUAAAUUGCGAAGUGGUGAUCAGCUUGAAGCACGUUUCAAUGCAUUUAAAAUACCCGAAUCAAAUUUCCUUGUGUUUGAGGCAACUGUGCGUACAUGCCGCGAAGGAUGUCAACCGGCCUACUGUCAAAGUCCAGCCGGUCGAAAUGAACCGUCUUUCGGUCGUCGAAAACGUUCACUCAAUGAUACAAUCGAUGACAAUGAAGUGUCUGAAACGAUACGAAUCAAUGGAACAUUGAUAAGUGCACCAAAACGAAAUGCAACUGAUGACAAUGAUGACGAUGAUUCCAUUGAUUUUCCGGAACAAGUGCGCGAAAUGAUUGAAGUGUUUGAAUCACGCGAAGAAAUUGAAAAUGAAUCAGUACCAAGAAAAUUGGUUGCACCAUCUGAAACGCUAUGCAUUUCACCAUCUGAAUAUCAUGGUUUGGUUGUGGCCAUUGUUUUGUUAAUGUUACUCUUGUUCAGUAUAACAUUGGCGGCUGGAUUGGCAUAUCGUCGUUACUGGAAAACAAUGCUAAAGAAUCGAUCGUUUGAUACAUCGUCGCCGGUUCAUUCAUUUGUACCAUCGGCACUGCAUCAAAAUAUGAAUGUAUCCAGUCAUCAAUUUAAUGCAUCCACACGGCAUGCGGCAUCACUUGGAAUCGGUUCAUCAAGUGGCGGUCAUUUGAGCGGCAUUCGACCAAGUUUAUCACUCAUAAAUGGAACACUCCAAAAAACUUUUGCUACUGGAAAUUUGGCGCGCAUAAUCAAAAACGAAAAUACAGCCACUGAAUUUGAUGAUCCAAGUGAACCCAUUUACACCGAUCCAUCAAUGUUUGAACGUUCCAGAGUUUAACGCACGAUCAUUGUGUUUUCAGAUCGAUGAAUAGCAUUUCGAUUGAUCAACCAUAAAACGAUACAAGCAGACAAAUUGCAGCGACAACAUUUUGGAACAAAAAAAAAUUUAAAAAAAAACAAGAAAUUUUUUUAUUAUAGUUGGCAAAAAAACAUAAUUUGUAAUCUCAAGUAAUAUUUUGGAAAAGAGAAAAGUUUUCAGUAUUAGUUAUAGUAGAAUUUAGUGUAAAAGUAGCAAGAAUCAGAAAAAACAUGAAAACGCACAAACAUUCAAAACAAAAAAAAAACUAAUUAGUUUAUAGAGAAUCAUUGAAAUUUCCUUUUUUUCGGCUUAAUUAAAUAUCACGCAUCCACAUCAUGACAUAACUAAUGAACAAUACAAAUAGCAUAUAUUUUUGUUAUAGCUGUUUUCAACAUUUUCAUGAACCGAUCGACCCCCACCCCAAAAAAAAUGAAGUACUUAAUAAUCUUUCUUAUUUCAAUGGAAUUUUACAUUUAAAAAAGCUCAUGUUUUUUUUAGAUUCUGUGAUGUUGAAUAAUAUUUUAUGGCGAUGUUCAGCGAUAGUCCAGAGACUGAAUUCGGCCAUUGUUUUUCGGUAUAUUUAUCAACUAAAUUGAUGAAUGUAUCGCAAAAUGAUUCCUGAUUGAAUUGCGCUGAUUAUUUCUUCUAACCAAUUCGUCCCUUCAAUAUUGAGCACAUAUAACAUUUUAUCUUCUGCAGGAAACGCCAAAACUUGAACGUGUGCAUAUCUAAAUUGUGAGUUUCAUUCGAUACCUCAGACUGAUGUCAUCGAAACAGUGCAAUGAAUUAAUAUCGACCUUGAACAAUUUCAACAAUUUCUUUUCUCCAAAAUUAAGAGAAACAUGAUAGCAGACAAAACAAAACGAAAAACUGAACAUGAUUUGACACACAACGCAUAAACAAAAUGAAAUUGUGGGCGUACAUCAAACUUGCACAUUAUUAUUUUUUUCUUCUUUUUUUCUCUCUCGUCAAAUAAAAAGAAAACCGUGUACAUACUGUAAUUUUCUCUGAAAAUUAUCUUCCAUCUUCUUGUCAAAAUGUCAACAACAGAACGGUUCAAAACAUAAUAAAGCUGAACUCUCAUAUUACAUCAUUCGGUACGCAUUGUACUAAACUAGAAUAGUUUUUACAUUUUGUUCGAUGCACGAGUUCUACAAGAUAAAUCUCUGCUCAUUGUUUGAAAGUCAAACUUUAUAUUGAGCUCAUAUUUCUUUUCUUUUGCCUGAUCAAUAAUGUGUAGCGUCAAAAUGAAAUAAGCAAGCAGUCCGACAGUUCUUCUCUUCACAAUUUAGAAUUGCAUACACAAUUUAAAACUAAAAGUACAUUUAUAUCGAUUAACUUUCAUGGCAACUGAUUUUCUUUUUUCGAUUUGAAUUUGAUUUAAAACGAAAAACAAUGUUGAAUUAGUUUUGCAAAUGAACCCGCACCCAAAAAAAUAAAAACGAGAAAAAAUGAAAAAAAAAACAGCAACAACAAAAUCCAUUCCAAUUGAUCACUUCUAUUGAGAAUUGAUGCUUUAAUCUUAAUUAUGUAAGAGUAAAUUAUAUUUAAAAUGUAUUUUUAGACUCUGAAUUAAUAAUGCAUAUUCGUUUCUUUUUGAAUUUGCAACAAAUUUGCAUUGUACGCACCCCCUCAUUUACUAUUAUAAUGAUUUGAUAAUGUAUGAUCUUAAGAUUGAUUGACGAUGAUGAUGACGAGGCGGAAAGUAAAAGCUGAGAAAGCAAUUUAAACAUUAAACAAUAAACUACCUUCUAUAGAGCAAACUAUUAAAUCUUAAGUUCCAACAAAAGCAACAACAACAAUUCUAUCUAUACGAUUCCUUCUAACGAUUACAUUGUCAAGAAUAUGCGCCGUCCAUUUUGAUGAAUGUAUUCUAUUUGUAACUUUUAAAAUAUAUAAUAAUGCAUCAAUUUUAUAUAAUCAGA